CAAAACGCGGGAGACGUGAACGGUGAAGUUGAAAUGGACGAAGAUGAUUUUGAAUCGCAAUAUGCAGAUGAAUUAGACGCUCUGGAAGAUUUUGAACCACCUGAUUUCUCUCCAUGCAAAACAAAGAGAAGUCUGAAAUUUGAAACGCCAAAUGCCAAGACAACAAAAGACUUAAACACAAGCCACUUGGAAUUAUUAGAAAGUCCAGAGAAACCAAUUAAUGGUGCCAUUUUAUCAAAUGGGAUAUCAUACAGGCCGGAGAAAAGGCUGAGGAGUGAGGAUGAGUUUGACAACUUAUCAGGAUCAGACAGUCAAGAGGAGGAUUUCCCCUCACUGAAAAGACAGACCAAAAAGGCAAGAACUGAUGAUUUGAACAUCCCCACUUCUACAAAUCUCCCUCCCUCCACAGUUAGUCAAGCAGAAAAAAGAAUCACAGAAAUACGCAGACAUCAUGUUCACCAGAAUGGAGAGAGACAUGUUCCUGAUUUAAUUGAUGAUUAUGACUAUGAGAGGCCUAGAGUCCAUAAGAGAAUUCCCAAUGGAGAUUUUAUAAGUACAACAAGUUCUGAGGGGGAAAGGUGCUAUAUCAUCCUCAAAGAAGAAACAACACUAUCAAAAGAGUUUGAAGAUGUUGGAAAAAAGAAGAAGAAAGGACAGUUACUCUCCAUUUCAUUUGAGGAAUUGCGUGACCAAGCAGAGAAACUGAGACAAGAAAAACUGAUCCAAGAGGCAGAGAAAUUGACACAGGAACUUCACAGGGAUUUGACGGAGAGGCUAAGUGACAUUGAUGAAGAAGAAGAGGAACCAGAAAACAGUGAACCAGAAAAACUUCUGUGGGUGGAAAAAUUUGCUCCCAAUACUUACACAGAUUUACUCAGUGAUGAGUCUAUAAAUAGAACUUUGCUUCACUGGUUGAAGCUUUGGGAUUAUGUGGUGUUUGGAAAAGAUGUCAGAUUGAAAAAGAAAGAGGUUACCAAGAAAGAAAAGGAAAAAGAUCAGAAAAAGAAGAAAUUCUUACCAGAAGUCAUUGAUGAGUUGGAUAAACAUAACCGCCCAGUGCAAAAGCUUGUUCUGCUGAAUGGGCCACCUGGCCUAGGGAAGACAACUCUUGCUCAUGUAAUUGCCAAACACAGUGGAUACAAUGUUGUUGAAAUGAAUGCUAGCGAUGACAGGAGUGCUGAAGUCUUUAAGACCAAACUGGAGGCUGCCACACAAAUGAAGUCGGUGCUGGAAUCAGACCCCAGACCCAAUUGUCUUGUGAUUGAUGAAAUUGAUGGAGCCCCACAAGCAGCCAUCAACAUACUUUUAAAUUUUGUUAAAAGAUCUGAUGAACCAGGCUCAAAAAAGAAGAAAAAAGAUGAAGGAAUACUUCUAAGACCCAUUAUUUGUAUAUGCAAUGACCAGUAUGUUCCAGCUUUGAGACAGCUAAGAAUGAAUGCCCUAGUGAUUAAUUUCCCCCAGACAGAACCAGCUAGACUGGCAAGCAGAUUGUCAGAGGUUGCAAAAGCCCAAAGUUUGAAGACAGACUUGAACACAUUGCUAGCACUUUGUGACAAGACAGAGAAUGACAUUAGAUCAUGUAUCAACACUUUACAGUUCUGUUUUAAACAGAAGAAAGAGUUGUCUAUGAGAACUGUUCAGACUAUGAAUGUUGGUCAGAAAGACUCUAAUAAAAGCUUGUUUUCUAUGUGGUAUGAGGUUUUCUCAAUGCCAAGACCUAAAAGGAAUAAGUUUAUAAGUUUACAUGAUAUUCAAGGAAAAGACUGGAAAAAGAAUGAUAACUUGUCACUGGAAUCAAGGUUUAAGAACAUUCUACAUUCUGCACAGUGCACUGGAGAAUACUCAAAAGUUAUCCAAGGGAUGUUUGAAAAUUACCUGGAGUGUAAAUUCAAAGAUCCCAAGAUGGAAGGACUGGUGGUAGCCAAUGAUUGGCUGUGCUUCACAGACCUGGUGAACUGCCAGAUCUCUCAGACACAGAAUUACAGUAUCAUGCCUUAUAUACCAUAUGUAACGGUAACCUUCCACCUCUUGUUCGCCUCUAACCAACCCCAGAGGAUUCAGUAUCCACAUGCCGACCAAGAGGCUUUAACCCAGAAACAGAAGAGCUCUAAUUUAGUGACGUCGCUGAUGUCAGACAUGGUUCCAGCUGUCCGUAUGUUUGUCAGUGAGACAGAUGUGGUACAGGAAGUCCUACCUCCCCUACUGGAAAUCAUACAACCAAAUCUCAGGCCUGUGAAUACUCAGUUAUACAGUGUGAAGGAAAAGCAAGAUUUGGCAGAAUUGAUCAGAAUCAUGAUAGCCUACAACAUGACUUACAAUCAGGAGAAAACUCCCGAGGGCCAGUAUACCUAUGUCCUUGACCCCAAUAUGGAAGAAGUUGCCAGAUUUCAAGGGAUGAAGCAACAUAAACAGCUGACAUAUGCUGCCAAACAGUUGAUUUCAAGAGAGAUUGGUUUGGAAAGGUUAAGAAGAAAUGAGACUCCAAGUAUAAGUUCUAAGAAGACAAAAGCAGAACCUGAAAAGGACUUUGUACCUAACCAUUUACAGAGAUUGGAAGCCAAGCCAGUCAUGAAUCAAGAGGAAGCCGCUGAGAGAGAUUUCUUUGGUCGUAUUAUCAAGAGAAAGACACCAGAAGCCAAAGCAGAGGACAAGAAGGAGAAGAAGAAUGUGUUAAACACAGACAUUUGGUUUCACUUCACAGAGGGAUUCUCUAAUGCAGUGAGGCGGAAUGUCAGGGUGCAGGAUUUUAUUUGAAUAUUAUAUUUAUACAUACUUUAUUCUCUAUAU
Saccostrea echinata is the source of this 2787-nucleotide messenger RNA. Its product is annotated as chromosome transmission fidelity protein 18 homolog. Lineage: Eukaryota; Metazoa; Mollusca; Bivalvia; Ostreida; Ostreidae. Gene Ontology annotation, cellular component: DNA replication factor C complex. Gene Ontology annotation, molecular function: ATP binding; DNA clamp loader activity; ATP hydrolysis activity. The coding region runs from base 34 to 2754 and encodes 906 amino acids. The record is from RefSeq and is a predicted model, not a curated record. The transcript is spliced from 23 exons. Gene Ontology annotation, biological process: DNA replication.